Molecule: messenger RNA, 780 nt
Organism: Saccoglossus kowalevskii
Lineage: Eukaryota; Metazoa; Hemichordata; Enteropneusta; Harrimaniidae
Product: neuromedin-U receptor 1-like
Biological process (GO): G protein-coupled receptor signaling pathway
Cellular component (GO): plasma membrane
Molecular function (GO): G protein-coupled receptor activity
Source: RefSeq, a predicted model, not a curated record
AUGGCUGACACGAUGUUUUUGCUGUCCAUGUGUUUCAUGUACAUCCAUACCUAUCUACUGCAAAGUGAUAUGUCGGCGGCAUAUUGGUAUUUGUCACCUGUCAAAUGUACUUUUCAGAUAGUCUCAGUUUUCCUGCCGUUGUUUGCGUCUACUUUGACCAUAAUAGUGUUAUGUAUUGAGAGAUAUGUCGGCAUAUGUUACCCCUUCAAGGCUAAAGAAUGGCACACGAAACGCCGUGCUAAAAAACUGUGCCUAACCGUUUGGAUAAUCGCUCUGCUCGCUAUAUCCCCGAUGAUGGUCAGUUGUCAUAUUGCGUCCGACAGGCUGAUGUUCACAGGAGAGCUGUUUCUAUCGUUAGCAUUUUCUCUAGCAUUCUUAGUAUCAUCAGUCUUGUACAGUCUAAUAGUCCGAGAGCUGAGCCAAAACUGUUAUCAUAAAGCUGAAAAUAGACAAGUUAUUCACGUACUGGUGGCUACAACAGUGGUUUAUUUGGUAUGCACGUUUCCAUUCCAGUUAGCAAGUACUGCGUACCUCGGAUCUAUUCUAGAGCUAUGGUGUUACAAGUAUCCACUAUAUUAUCAUAUCCAUCUGGUCGCUUCAGUCGCACUUAUUGUGAACUCAUCAGUCAACCCUCUCCUCUAUAAAUCACUGAGUUCAACAUACAGGAGAGCGGUAACCGAAGCUUUUGGCUGUAGAAGAAAGACUGGAAGGAAAUGUCAAAGAAACUCGUUGGAGAUGCACACCAGUCGUCGCUUCAUCGAUGCGAGCAGUACAAACUGA